GUCAAUACAUCAGUCAAUCAGUUUUCGAAUAAAUUCAAACAAUAAAAAAGUAUCAUCAAUUGACUGGAAAUAAAACAUCCGUUUCAACAAUUUCAUACGACAUUACUUCCUAAAAAAAGAGAAAUCCUAAUUUUCAUUCUAUCAGAAUAAUACAUAACUAAAUACGUAUAUAACAUUUAGACUUAACAAAGAUAUUACUAUUAUUGUGUAUUACCAUAUCAUGAAGAAUAAUGGAAGCCAAUGGUAGCUUUUUAACAAGUUCAUCACUAACACGUGAAGAAACCACAGAACAACCAGGUGGACCAGCACCAACUCCAGCUGAUAAAACAUUGACUCGAAUUAUUUCAACAAUAAAUCAUGAAAAUUUGGAUUAUUUUCAAGAAUCAUUUAAUAAAUGUCAAUUAACCAUAGAAGAUAUUCUUGAAAUUCUUGAACAUCUUGAAAUGUCAAAGAAAUUAAAAUCAUACAGUAUGAACAAAAGAUGAAAAAAAAUCAAUAAACACAAGUAUAUAUUAAUAAAAUUAUGUAUCUAUCACUUUCAGUGCAUUAUUUAAAGAUCAUAUCUUAAAUAUGUGUAUAAUCUUUAAUGAGUUAUAUUCCUAUACACUACGUUCUGUACCUUUUAAGAAAUAGCAUUUUGAAUGAUUUAUCUUUAUUCAAAACGCUUGUAGCUGAUGUAAUGAUCAAUUGUUCUUUGAUUACUGGGUAUAGAUUUUAUUGUGAUCUUUACCUAAAUAGAUCUUUAUUAAAAGUAUCCAAUUAUAUGUGAUAGGGUAUCUAAUAAAUCUGAAACAAUAACGGGAAAAAAGCUUAUUAAUUCAUUUAAACAAAUAUAUCUUGUUUUACUAGAAAAUUCUAUCUUUUUUCACAUUUCCAUAUUAAUAUGAAAUUUAAAAAAAUCUAUCACUUUGUAAUUAAAACAAUGACUCUUUACUUAUUACUUACUUACUUACACCUGUU
Schistosoma rodhaini is the source of this 960-nucleotide messenger RNA. Lineage: Eukaryota; Metazoa; Platyhelminthes; Trematoda; Strigeidida; Schistosomatidae. The record is from the annotation of a GenBank genome assembly.